Molecule: messenger RNA, 1098 nt
Organism: Drosophila novamexicana
Lineage: Eukaryota; Metazoa; Arthropoda; Insecta; Diptera; Drosophilidae
Exons: 4
Coding region: 191-970 (259 amino acids)
Source: RefSeq, a predicted model, not a curated record
ACUUUUGUUUGUUUUUGCUCAGCAAAUAUACCCUACUAUGCAAGGGUAUUUCAUGAAUUGGUUGUGGUCAUAUCUUGACAUUCAUAAUGGGAACUGGAAAUGGGCGCACUUGACAAAAACCGAAAACUUGCAUUGGUAAAUCAGUCGCGUGCUUCAGCCCCCGGCAAACGGAUCUCCAAAGUUUAGCAACAUGCAGACCGGUUACCUAUGGCAGAUGCUUCUGGCCGUGGCCACGAUCUACAGUUGCCUGUCGCCAGUUGCGUGCGUCUAUGAGGAAACAAUUCAGGUAUUUCUAGAGGAGUUUCGUAUGCGAAUGUGCCAUCCGAUACCGAAUUUGGGCCUACCCGCAUUGGAUCCAUUAGAGCUAGGUCCUGCAGAGACAGCUGUGAAUAAUAAAUACCUUGUCGACUUUACUGGUUCGAUUGAGGACUUUAAGCUGAAUGGUCUUUCGGAUUUCAUUGUAAAUACGCUUAAAAUAAAUGUUAUUCCUGGAGUGACGAGGAGUACGAUUAAUGUCACCUUUCCACACACCUAUUUAAAAUCCCUAUAUACCGCCAAGGGUUCGUUGGCCUAUAUUCUGAAUUUGUCUGGCGACGGCAAUGCAGAGGCGUCAAUUGAAGACUUUUCGUUCGAAAUCUCAUGGAGAAUUAAAGCGUCGACGUCUUUAGCUAUCACAGGCUUACAAAUUGAAAUGCGUAUGGGAGAUUUGAAAAUUAACUUUGAAAAUCUGUUGGAAGAGAAGCGCAUUAAUGAUUUCGUACAUGCCUUGGUCAAUGAAAUGGGAGUUGAAUUGCUAGGUGAUAUAUGGGACUAUGAGCAGAACACGGUAGUCGACAAGGUCGAAACGCUGAUCAAUAGCAAAAUACCGGAUCUUCUGAAAAUUAUUACUGGAGGAGAAGGUGGAGGCAGUGAAAGUUCUCCAAUUUUUGAUGGAGUUGAACCGGAUUGUAAGCUCGAUGGUCGUAAAUAAGGCUGAUUAAUUUGUUUAAUGUGCUUAGCACUAAAGCAAGUUAUCCACUUAUAAAUUUUGACAUACAUCUCAUUACGAUAAGUAACGCGAUAAAUAUGUUUAAAGCGUAUGUAGCUGGCCACUAAUCU